This is a messenger RNA of Fonticula alba, 1804 nucleotides long. RefSeq lists its product as hypothetical. The record is from RefSeq and is a predicted model, not a curated record. The transcript is spliced from 7 exons. NCBI's taxonomy places the organism in Eukaryota, Rotosphaerida, Fonticulaceae. Gene Ontology annotation, cellular component: membrane. The coding region runs from base 57 to 1730 and encodes 557 amino acids.
CCCCACUCCUCCCCCACCCAUCCGCCUUCUUCGUCCCUUCGUCGCCCGGCUUGCGGAUGGUGAGCCCGGCAUUCUGGCGCUACUCGGGCAUGGCCCUGGGCGUGCUGGCGGCCCUGUCGGCCGGCACGUCCUACGUCUUCCCGGCCUACUAUACGGAUAUCCAGCAGAGUCUCGGCUAUUCGGACACGGAGAUGGCGGUCAUUUCGGGUGUCGGCAACAAUGGGCUCUACCUGGCCGGCGUGCCGCUCGGGAUGCUGAUCGCCUCCUUCGGGCCAAAGCCGGCGGCCCUACUUGCUGCCGGCUUUGUCGGCAUGGGGUAUUUGAUGAUGUCUCACUCCAUGGAGGGCACCUUCGGGAGCGUGUCCUUCCUGCUUUUCACCUUCUUCUUUGCGAUUGUCGGUGUGGGUUCGGCAUCGCUGAAUCUCGCUACACUGACGACCAACACCCGGAACCUGCCGGCCCAUCAUACGGGGCUCGUGACCGGGGCCACUGCCGCUCUCUUUGGGCUGAGUUCCCUGGUGUUCACGCAGAUCCUCACGCAUCUGUUUGCCCAGCCGGUGCUGACGCCCCCGCCCGGCUGGCUGCCGGCUCUGGGAGAUUCAGGCGGAACACCGGGGUUCCUGCAGUUUUGCGCCUUCUGGGUCCUGGGCAUCGGCGUCGCCGGGGGGAUUCUCUUUAAGUUUGUCGGGCCACCAGGCUCGUCGAAUCCCCUGGCCGGAGGCAUUUCCCCGUCGCCCGGGCUGGCAGCCGGAACUGGUGGCAGCCUCUUGCUAUUGGAUGAUGGCUCUUCCGGCGAUUUGACGGACAAUGAGGGCGAUGGCGACGACGAGGCCAGCUUGACCGGCGGGGGCCGGGCCGAGUCGGCCCCGCUCCUGGUGUCCCAUAUGCUCAGCUCCCCGGAGCCCGAGCCCGACUACCUCUAUUGUGAGUCUUCCCCGAGCACCACAGCCACCAUCCGCAGCGAGGGACACGCCAGUGCCAUGCUCAAGGAGAGCCGCGCGGCGCAUUUCGACUCGUACUGCUGGACCGACCAGGGCGGCCUGCGGCUGGGUUCCCUGCUCCAGACCGUGGACUUUUGGCUGCUCUUUGCCAUCAUGUGCGGGGCCGCGGGGGCCUCGCUCAUGUACAGCACCUCCAUGGGCCGCAUCAUCAAGCUCCUUGUUCCGGAUGAUUCCCAGCGAAGUGGCGACUUGACCCAUCUGAAUGUGUCGCUGCACUCGGCCGCCUCGUGCCUCGGGCGAUUGGGGUCCGGCAUCCUGCAAGAUGUCCUGAGGACGCGGCAUGGGGUUCCCCGGCGGCGAACGCUGCUCCUGGGCCCGGGGCUGGUGCUCAUCGAGCAGGCAACCAUGCUGCUGCUGGUUCCGCGCAUGGGGCCCGACUGGCUGGCCCUGUCGACGGUGGUUGGUGGCCUGGGAUUUGGGUGUCUCUUCGCCGCCGUGCCGGCGGCCUGCUGCGAGCUCUUUGGCCAGCGGAGAUACGCGGCCAAUUGGAGCGCCGUUUGCAUUGGCACGGCCAUCGGCGCACAGGCUCUGUCGCUGGUGUUCGGGGCCGUGGUCGACGCCGGGAACAACGCCGGGUGCUCGGGAUUCAGCUGCUUCCGGGACGCGUACCUCGCGUCGGCGGUUUGCUCGGCCUUGGCAUUCGGCCUGGCUCUGUGGCUCUUCGCCCGACGUGCACACCCGGAUCGCGCGCCGGCCUCCUGUACCACCGAGGAGCUGGGUCUCCUGUGAAAGGGGGGCGCCAGGCGGGCGCAUGCAUUUUUUUUAUUGAGGGCGACCAAAAUAAGACAUACUAGAGUUGACAA